Molecule: messenger RNA, 5528 nt
Organism: Mytilus californianus (California mussel)
Lineage: Eukaryota; Metazoa; Mollusca; Bivalvia; Mytilida; Mytilidae
Product: spondin-1-like
Exons: 14
Coding region: 245-2719 (824 amino acids)
Biological process (GO): cell adhesion
Cellular component (GO): extracellular matrix
Molecular function (GO): serine-type endopeptidase inhibitor activity
Source: RefSeq, a predicted model, not a curated record
UGAGUUUUAAACACCAACUUACUAUUUUCUUCAUGAAACAUUCGUUUACUUUUUAUAGUAGUGGGAAAUAAAUAUUGACGAUGUUUUUAUGGUAUCGGACAUAUAUAUGUACAUUGUGGGAUUACUUUGAUAGAGAUACUGAGACUUAAUUAAAAUACACAUUUCGGAUUCUUAUAUUAAUCAGCAUAAAAUAAUAUACAUUAUUGUAGUUUAGAUUGUAUAUUUAAUUUUCAUCAUUUUCGUCAUGGAUUUUAAUAUUAUUUCGAGAUUAUUAUUUUUUGUUGCAUUCUUAACUUUUCAAAGUGUACAGUGCUAUAGUAUAUGUAAUAGAACCCCAAUUCAUACAACUGCAACACAAAAACCCGGGGACAAUGGAUUUACAAUAAGGAUUUUAGACCUUCCUAAAAACGAGAAAUACGUUCCGGGCGAGACAUACACAGUGAAAAUUAAUGGAAGUUACGAUGACCAAAUGUUAAUGGGUUUGAUGUUAGUAGUAGUACCAAAAGGGGCCAAAGACGAGAAGAUAACGUUAGGAGCACCUAAGAUUUCUUGGGAAUCUCAAGUGAAAACUGACUCAGAUUGUGACCAUACAGUUAUCACCCAUCACUACCUCAUGCGUAAGAAGGGAUUAGAAUUCAAAUGGCAGGCACCAGAAAAAGGUGCCGGAUGUGUAGAAUUCAGGGCGACAGUUGUCGAAGCUCCAGAGAUUUGGUUUAAGGAUGAUGGAAAUUUAACAAAAGUUAUAUGCGAAGAUGUUCCAGCAAUGGCUCCAUUGGGUGAUGGUACUGGUGAACAUCGUUCUCAACCAAGAAGCACAUGUUGUGCCUGUGGGAAUGCCCGAUACCAUAUGCAUUUUAAAGGAAUUUGGUCCAGACAGACCCACCCAAAACAUUUUCCUCUAAAAGAGGAGAGAACACGACUUUUGCAUUGGUCAAGUAUAGUUGGUGCUUCUCACGGCGAAGACUAUAGUAUAUGGGAGUAUGGGAGACCAGCCUCCAGAGCUGUGAAGGAAGUAUGUGAAUAUGGAUAUGUUAAUCAUAUGGAACAAGAAAUGAGAAGAAAUAGUGAAAAGAUACUGACAGUUGUAAAAACCCAGCCAUUAUGGGGUGAAAGGGACAUAACCAAGAAAAGUCUAGAUACACAGAUCAAUGUCAACCAACAUAAUCAUUUGAUCUCUUUAUUGUCGAUGAUUGGUCCAAGCCCAGAUUGGUGUAUAGGUGUAAGUAAGUUGAACAUGUGCAGAGCAGAUUGUAAGUGGGAAGAUGAAAUAAGUAUAGAUCUGUACCCAUGGGAUGCUGGGACUGAUAGUGGUCUAUCAUACUUUUCUCACAAUAUUGAAACAGACCCACCAGAAAACAUCCAUAAAAUUUCUAACUCGUAUCCGAACCACGCUGAAUCUCCAUUUUAUGGUAAACAAAAAAUAAAACCAAUGGCAAAAAUAGUCUUUACAAAAACAAAAGAGGUGUGUAAAACUGGAGAUACAGAAGAUUCGUCGGAAGAUACAAGUGCAACAGAUCUGAUAGAAAUGAUGAAGAAGAAAAUGAUGAUGAAAAAGAAAAUAGAACAAGAAAAGUGUGCAACGAGUGAUUGGACUGAAUGGACAGAUUGUAAUAAUCCAUGUGGAGUAGGGUCCAUAGAAAGGAGGCGAUUUUUAAGGAAUCCACAAAUUCAACCGUCGAUAUGUGGAAUAGAUCUUACGGAAACGAAAUCCUGUUUAGGAAACUGUAAAAAAGACAGAGUGCAGAAAGAGCUUCCUGACGACUUUGUUGUAAGACAUGAUCCAAUCAGGAAGGUGGAUGACAUUUGUGCUAUAACACCUUGGUCUGAUUGGUCGCCCUGCAGUGUCACGUGCGGCCUCGGUAUCAGAGAAAAGUGGCGAAUGUUUCUUCGAAAAAGUAAUCUCACAGAUAACUGUGGACUCCAUCUAAUGGAAAAAGAUGUUUGUGUUAGCAAAAUUAAAGAUUGUAAACUAGCACAAAAAAUGAAAAAUUUUACAGCAAUAUGUUUGCAACCAUCUUACAAUGGACCAUGUACCGGUCAUUUCCUACGUUAUUACUAUAACCAUUCACUGAUGACGUGCUUGCAAUUUAACUAUGGUGGAUGUCGUGGCAAUGAAAAUAAAUUUGAAACUGAGAAUGAAUGUAACAUGUACUGCAGGGAUCAUAUGGAAAAAGUUGAUCCUAGAUUAAACUCUGUUAUUGUAGAAGAAGUGAUGAUUCCAAAAAAGAAAGAUAAAAUGUCGGAUGACGAAGCCAAACGAAGGAAAAAAUUAAGAAUGAAAAAGAAAUCAAAUCGGAAAAAUAAAAAUAAGCGAAUGCGAAAAAACAAACGCACUAAACAUGACCCAAGCUUAGGACCAGCAAUAAACUGUGAAGUAACUAAAUGGUCUGAUUGGUCAAGAUGUUCGGUCACCUGUGGUCGUGGCUUAGUGACGAAAACAAGGAAAGUUAUUACCAAAGAUUCGAAUGGUGGAAAACCAUGUCCUAGAAAAUUAAUGAGAAAGAAGAAAUGUAAAUCACCGAAAUGUCCUAUAGACUGCCAGGUUGGAGAAUGGGGACCAUGGUCACCAUGCUCACAGUCAUGUGGUGAUGAUGCAGUUCAGAAACGAAGGCGAAAAAUACUUAAAAAGCCAAGACGUGGCGGAAUGGAUUGUCCUUCUCAUAGACAAAAAAGACGAUGUGUAGUGCCGAUGUGUCCUAAAGCUGAUGUAAGAUCCUAAAAUAAGAACCUUCAGAUAUGGAGAAAAUGAUGAGAGAUGCAAUGUCUGCUUCAUUUGGACGACGUUGACGCUGAUUUCCUUAACAGACUUUCUAUAAGUUAGUGGCAGCAGCGUAACCUCAUACCUCAUAUCGUGUACAUGUUAACUGUGUUUUCAAAACGCAACGAAAUACCCAUAAAUGGGUACUAAAUCAGGUCUUUCACUUUCAGUUGGUGUGUUAAAUAUGUUAAAUGCAAGACAUAUCCAAUUGCCACCAGAACUUUGCAUAAACAUAGCUAUACACCGAGUAAGACGUAUUAAUGAUUAUAAUGUAUAUUCUGAUUGAUGCAGAGUGUGACUUGAUUGUGCAAUUUUUAGGUUACAUCUGAUUUAUAAUGAACGUGGUAGUGGCAUUCUUAUUGAACGUCAAUUGAUAGUAAAAAGUGCUAACAUAAAAUAAUCGGCUGACAAACUAGUAUUUUGGCCAGUGUUUUGUGCUUUUAUAAAAAAAAAAUCACAAAUAAUAUUAUUGUUUAACGUGUAAAUAUGAUGUAAGUUUCUAUGUGAGUAAAAUAGAUUAUGAAUGAGUGUUAUCCUGAGUUGGUUGUUAGGAUGAGUAGCAAUUGUCAUGAAAUUUAUGUAUCACAACAAAGACCGACUACAUUUGUUUGCAUGAAUUUUAUAUUCCGCUUGAUGAAUAAAGUUUAAAACUACAUCAAGUUGGAACAAAUUACUAAGUAAUAUUGGUCAAGAAAAAAUUGUAUAUCUUAUCACAUUUAAUUUUGUAAUUACUUCAAGUAUAUGUAAAGUAUAUAUAAUAUCUUAACAGCCGCUUUUUUUUGGUUACACAACUUCAAUGCCAGAGUAAUUUUUCAAUCUUUUUGAACAUCUAAUAACUAAUUAACGUGUAUGAUGUAUGAUGUUAAACUGUUUUAUCAGUGUCAUUUAUAUUGUUUCAUGAGUAACCAGUCAAAUAGGUCAAUCAUAACAUUAGCAAGUUUCUCAAAGUAAUAUUAACAGACUUUAUUAACAGAACAAAUAUACCACUAUUCCAAAAUUAUGAUGCAUACACUACAAGGUUGCAUACUGUCUACCACUGUUAACACACCUUUUAAAACAGAAAACAUUUUUUUUUAAAUAUACUUCAUCGACUCUGAACUGAAAAUGUAUACAAUAUGAUAACGUUAAAAAUUGUGUAAGCUUGAGAAAAUGAGAUUGUUUUAUAAUGGUUGUGAAAGUGUGGAAGCAAAUUGAAUGUGUGUAAUUGAAUUUUUGAAUGGUUUUAUUAUUUAUAUUUAUAUGUUGUUAUAUAUUAUAUCUAUUUCCAUUUGUGUUUCAUAUUAUUGUUACUUUUUAUCUGUAAAAUUUCAAAAUGCAAAAGUUUUCGUAGUAGUCAUAAUUAUAUUUAAGCCAAUAUCCGAAAUUGAAAUCCUUUUAUUGGAGACUGAACACUGCUUAUAUGACUAUACAUUGAUCAUGUAGCAGACUUAUUAAAUUAAUACCAUGUAUGUUCACUGAAGUUUAGUUUUGUGACAUGAACUGCUAGUGCGGAUCUCGAAAUUAAAUAUUGAGAAGCAGAUUAUAAGGAGGGCGUGGACUUUUGAUUUUGCGGUAUUGAGGCUGAAAUGAUUUUAACAUUUGACAAGUUUUCGAGAAAUCUGACAUUUUUUUAUUUUUUUGUGAAGUUUUAAGUGGGAGGACGCACAACAAGCUUCGUUUGAAAACCCUUUAGUUACAUAUAUGAGAAUACUUAACAUAUAAUUUUCGUACUCAUUGAAGAUGUGUUAUUCUUCCACCUAAUAGAUUAAUCAUUAACCAUAUUCCUGUCUAAAACUCAUCUAAAAUGAACUACAUUAUUGUAGUUUAGAUAUUGAAUUAAGGAAAUUAUGAUGUAAAAUUUCUAUCUUAUUUGAUUACAGAUCUUGUGUACAUGUUAUCGUUUUGCUAACAAGGGGUUAAGUUCUGAAAACAUUUUGGGUUCUCCAGUUGUUAUAUUGAGAAAAAAAUUAAGGCCGGAAAUUUCAUCAGAUAUAUUUAAAGCUUUCCAAAAAAAGGUUAAAAUGUUAGGCGUAUGUUUCAAGAGUUAUUGUUUUUGCUAGCAGAGAAGAAUAAGCACAUGCAUUGUCGUUAUCUACAAUUAUACUAACUUUCACUGAGAGGGAAAAUGAACAAUACACGUGUGUGUAACCUUAUUGCAAGAAAUUUCAAGAAUAAGAAAGAUAUGCCGUAUGCAAAUAAUAAAAAGGCUCAAUUGGGGAGAUUUAAUGUUAUAGAAAAUUCUGUCGGAAAUUAAAAAGAGCUGCGAAAGUUUCCCUGUUAAGUUAUAUUGUUUUUCGAAAAAGGUAAAAUACGAGAAUAUCUUCAGGAGUAGAUAACCAUAGAUUUAUUCGGCAAAACCUUUCGGAAUUUGGGUCCUAAAUGCUCUUCAUCUUCGUGCCUUUUUUGGCCUUUUUAACUUUUUUUUAUUCGAGCGUCACUGAUGAGUCUUUUGUAAAAAAACGCGCGUCUGCCGUAAAAUAAUUUAAUCCUAGUAUCUAGGAUGAGUUUAAUCAUACAUUUCUUUUGCGUAAUAGAUUCUCUUUGAUAAAAAUAGUUAGGUUACACAACAAGACUUUUACAUUUUCCUUUUAAAGACCGCAUAUUAUAAAGACAGCCAUGUUUUCACAUAAGACCAUACGUGGAGAUGGUCAGGGUUUGAUGUAAGACCACAUAUAAAGAUGGUCAAAGUACAAAUAUCGUUAAUUAUCCUUGUUUCACCUCUGCAAAAUAAUGUUUCUUUUCAUUUAUAUGUUUUGUAUAUUUUGUUCAUUAAAAAGUUGUAAAAACUGAA